AUGGCGAUCAAGCACAACCAGCAACUCCCCAACAAUCACUUCCACAAGGACUGGCAGCGCCGCGUGCGCGUGCAUUUCGACCAGCCAGGCCGCAAGUCUCGACGCCGAGCCGCUCGUCUGGCCAAAGCCGCCGCCGUUGCGCCCCGUCCAGUCGACAAGUUGAGGCCUGUGGUCCGAUGUCCUACGAUCAAGUACAAUCGACGUGCGCGUGCCGGUAGAGGGUUCACAGUGCAGGAGUUGAAGGAAGCCGGCAUCCCCCGCAAACUCGCAUCCACAAUCGGCAUUGCCAUCGACCCGCGCCGCCUAAACACCAACCAAGAAACGCUGACGCUGAACGUCCAACGCCUCAAGACCUACAAGUCGCGCCUGAUCCUCUUCCCCCGCAAGUCCGGCCAGUUCAAGAAACUCGACAGCUCGGAAGACGACGUCAAGCUGGCCUCUGACAGCAGCAAGAUCGCCAAGAAGAUCACUGGCGUCCUGCCGAUCGACAGCGGCGUGGGCAUCAAGCAUGCGUUCAGCGAGGUGAAGAAGGGUGACAUGCCCAGCGGCGAGGAGGCUGCGUACACGAAGUUGAGGAACCUGAGGGCCGACGCGCGGUACGUGGGCGCACGGGAGAAGAGAAACAAGGCCAAGGCCGAGGCUGAGGAGGCGAAGAAGAAAUAA
Molecule: messenger RNA, 663 nt
Organism: Cladophialophora carrionii CBS 160.54
Lineage: Eukaryota; Fungi; Ascomycota; Eurotiomycetes; Chaetothyriales; Herpotrichiellaceae
Exons: 2
Coding region: 1-663 (220 amino acids)
Biological process (GO): translation
Cellular component (GO): cytosolic large ribosomal subunit; ribosome
Molecular function (GO): structural constituent of ribosome; RNA binding
Source: RefSeq, a predicted model, not a curated record